GGCACUUUAUAUUUCUGAAAACGUUUGAGAAAAAAAUAAAAUCCCGACCGUUUGCCUAUGCAUGAUGGAGAUUGGGGAAAGGAAUGAAAUUGCAGAUAUUUAGGCGCCCCAAAGUCAAACUAACAAUUAUAGCCUAUCGUCGAAUUGGAAUAAAGCCGUGACAAUGGCAACUGUUGCUUUUGAGGGAACUUCGCUCAUGAACAUGUUUGUACAGAACUGUUGGGUUGUUGGCACACAACGAAUAAUCGGUCACCGCGGCAAGGAAGAAUUCAUUGAAGUCCGGACCGAACUCUCGGACAGGAGCGUUCUCUAUUUGCACAGAACGGACCGCGAUCUUGGAAGCCUUCUGAAGAGACUCAUGGAUGCUUUCCCAGAGGACAGAGGAACUCCUACACAGUCAGCGCUCUUAGAUGGACUUAUGCGAAUCAGAGACGCUGCAGAGGCCAAUUAUAUUGAGGUUCGAUUGCAGGAGGUGGAGAAACUACUCAGGAGAGUCGUCACCUUGCCAAUUAAGUAUUCACGGUCAGAAGCAGUGCUCACGUUCUUUGAGCAAUCUCCGCUGGACCUGAUGAUAAGAGAAAACAACAUCAGCAACAUGGAGCCAUACUACCAGAGUCCAGUAACAGUAUCAGGUCUGAAUGUAUCUAGCACAUUUUAUUUUAAUGACCAUGUUUCACUGUAAACAAGUGUCUGAUUAAUCUUUUUUUCAGCUAAUUUCACAUUCCAGUUUUUCUGGAGGGCAAGAGAAUGUGCUGCCCGAUUGAAGCAACAUCGAGUGCACUGAGCAAAAAUAUAAACGCAACA
Coregonus clupeaformis (lake whitefish) is the source of this 804-nucleotide messenger RNA. Its product is annotated as PX domain-containing protein 1-like. The coding region runs from base 164 to 682 and encodes 172 amino acids. Gene Ontology annotation, molecular function: phosphatidylinositol binding. NCBI's taxonomy places the organism in Eukaryota, Metazoa, Chordata, Actinopteri, Salmoniformes, Salmonidae. The transcript is spliced from 3 exons. The record is from RefSeq and is a predicted model, not a curated record.